This is a messenger RNA of Mucor velutinosus, 2217 nucleotides long. RefSeq lists its product as uncharacterized. Gene Ontology annotation, cellular component: fungal-type vacuole membrane; vacuolar transporter chaperone complex. Bases 1 to 2217 code for a protein of 738 amino acids. The record is from RefSeq and is a predicted model, not a curated record. The transcript has 3 exons. Lineage: Eukaryota; Fungi; Mucoromycota; Mucoromycetes; Mucorales; Mucoraceae.
AUGAAAUACGGCCAAGAACUACAGCAAAACGUAUUUGCGCCAUGGCGUCUAUCUUACAUUGCAUACGACGUACUCAAGCAAGAGCUCAAAUCUCGCCAAUUGGACCAUGGAUGGACCGACAAAGAUGAAAGUGAUUUUACAAAUUUACUGGACAACGAGCUCACCAAAGUGUAUGAUUUUGUCAAUGCAAAAUUAGCAGAAAUUGAUGCACGCAUUCUGUACUGCGAACGCACUAUUCAGACACUCCAAAAGAACCCCAGCAUGGCCUCUGAUGCCAACUAUGGAAUCAUGGAUGAAGCGUUAACAGAAAUCCUGUUUGAUGUAAAUGAUCUCUCUCGCUUUACUCGUGUUAAUUUCGUUGCCAUCCAAAAGAUCCUGAAAAAGCAUGAUAAAUGGACUGGCUUGAAUCUUAAACAUGAAUUUGUAGGACGAUUACGAGAGAAGCCGCUUGACAAACAGCGCUUUGAUGUUGCCAUCAUCUAUAUUUCUGCACUUCAUGAUAUUUGUCGUAACAGAGGCAAGCAAUCACCAGGCAACAGUGCGUCAGGUGGUGACCAAAAUGCCUUUGAGAGAGCUACUGCCAAGUACUGGAUCCACCCUGAUAACAUUACUGAAGUCAAGGCCAUCAUCAUGCUGCAUUUACCCGUGCUGAUCUUUAACAAGGACAAGAAAUGGGAGCCCUCAGAUUCAGCUAUUUCAAGCACUUACUUUGAUAACUCCAACUUUGAUUUAUACACUGGCCGUUUACAGAGAGACGAGGAAGCCGAAGCUAUCAGAUUUAGAUGGUAUGGCCCUAUGAGCUCAUCAAGCGUCUUUAUUGAGCGCAAAACACAUCAUGCUUCUUGGUUGGACGGUGCCUCUGUCAAGGAUCGAUUCAGAAUCAAGGAAAAUCAAGUGAACCAGUUCAUGACGGGCCUAUACACUGCUGAUCAAAUUGCCAACGAUCAACGCAAAUCAGGCGCUGAAGCAUCUGCUGUGGAGAGUGCUCAUUUCAUUGCACAAGGUGUGCAGAAAUCAUUUAGAGAGAAACGCUUGGAGCCCAUGCUGAGAGCGUUUUACAACCGAACAGCGUUCCAACUGCCUGAUAACCAACGUGUACGCAUCUCGCUUGAUACCGAUCUUACCUUUAUUCGUGAAGAUCAUCUAGACGGAGUGAGUCGUCGUCAACCUACUUACAAUUGGCGUCGUAAUGAUGUAGGCAUUGACUACCCCUUUCCACACGUGAAGGAGAGUGACAUCCUUCGCUUCCCAUACGCUGUCCUGGAAACCAAGCUUCAAACACAUCUGGGCCAAGAACCUCCAGCAUGGCUGAAUUCUCUAGUGGAGAGCCAUCUUGUCCACGAGGUCCCGAGAUUCUCAAAGUACCUGCAUGGUGCAUGUCAUUUCUAUCGUGAGAGGCUUCCUCUGCUUCCUUGGUGGCUGGCUGAACUCAAUGUGGAUAUUCGUAAACCUAGAAAUGAAAACAUUGGUCUGACUCGCUCCCGAAGCUUCAAGCCCCUGAUUGACGGCAAAUACAGAAGAGCCAUGAUUGAAGAAAAGGAAAGAGCAAAUCAGCAAGCUGUCGUCGGUGGUGGCGAGCAAAUCUCUACACGGUCAAGUAGCUCAGGCACCGCGAUCAAUAAUGGGUCCUCUUCCUCAAUGGAAGAUUUUAAGAACAAGGAGUAUACUCACAUGGACAGUAGUCUACCACCUGUGCCUCCAGGAAAGAAUGAAGCUGUUCCUCUAAAUGCAGCUGCUACAAAAGAUGCCCAGCAAGGUGCCAUCUCUUCGUUCCCUCCUCAAAUACAAAAGUUCUUUAAUAAUCGAAAAAGUCAGGAUCAGCACAACAAGUCAGCAGAUCUCGAACUAGGUGCAGCCGUUACAGGGGAUGAGUUUGAGACUACCAACAAACGGCACAAGGUCAAAGUUCGAGUAGAGCCCAAGGUCUUUUUCGCAAACGAACGUACAUUCAUUGCUUGGCUCCAGUUCUGUGCACUGUUACUGACUGUUGCAUUGAAUCUGCUCAAUUUUGGUGACACUAUUUCAAGAACUGUGGGCGGCAUCUUUAUUGGUCUGUCUGCUGGUAUUGCCAUCUAUGCACUCUAUAGAUUUGAGAAGCGUGCCUGGAUGAUCAACCGCCGUGUCGAUGGUCGUUACGAUGAUAUCUGGGGCCCUGCAGUCCUGUGUCUGUUAUUGGUCAUUGCACUUGUUGUCAACUUUUACCUUCGAUUCAGAUAA